Lycium barbarum (goji berry) is the source of this 1622-nucleotide messenger RNA. RefSeq names its product CASP-like protein 4A4. The coding region runs from base 416 to 1036 and encodes 206 amino acids. Lineage: Eukaryota; Viridiplantae; Streptophyta; Magnoliopsida; Solanales; Solanaceae. The transcript is spliced from 3 exons. The record is from RefSeq and is a predicted model, not a curated record.
AGGAACCCAUAAACUUCAAAUCGUAAAUCUGUCUCAGAUUUAGAUGUGUGCAAUCCUUCCCUUCAUUAUUGGUGAGGUUAUGGUCUAUAGUUGACUUCAUCAUAUCCCUUAGCUCAGUGUAAACAAUUGAGAAAUGCCUUCAUUCUGGUGAAGCAAUGGUUUAAAGUUGACUAAAUAUAUAAAUUUAAGUCACCUGCCUCCGUUUAAAUUUAGUAGUGGUUGACCAACUAUUCAGUAGUUGAGACAAGACCUAUCACCAGCCAGUUCUCAGUGUGUAACAUGCAAAUUUGCUCAAAGUUGGCUGCAUAACAAUCCCAAACUUUAGUUCUUUCCUGCUAUUGAUCAAAUUUCUCUUAAAACAAAUUGUUCUUUUGAGUAAAAAUCAUUUUCUAAAAGUUGGGAAAAGCAGAGAUCUAUGAAAGAAGGUAAUGUGCUAAUGACUGCUCAGAGAAUGGUAUCUGGUGCCUCUCCUUCCUCUCCAUCAACUCCAAACUCUCAAGCUACACAACCACCUUUGCCAACACCAUCACCAUAUUCGUUCUCAGUGGCAUCGACAAGGUUGAGAUCAAGGCCUUCUAUCUAUGCAUACGAUCUUACCCUAAGGUCACUGGCACUCUUGUUCUCCUUCAUCUCUGCUCUUUUGCUAGCUGCACCAGCCCCAACAAGGACCAAACGAGGAGCGAUUUCCAGAUUCUAUGAUAACCCACAAUUAACGUACAGCUUCACAGUAAGCUUAUUAGCUUUUAUAUACUCGGCCUUUCAACUCUUCAAAAGAGUUUGUGACAUUGCUUAUCGAGGGGUCUUGAUCUCGGAUAUGACCUCUGACUACCUCAGUUUCAUACUCGAUCAGUUGGCAGGUUACCUCCUUGUGUCCUCUUCUUCAGUAACUAUACCAGUCAUUCAACAGAUGGAAAGCCGUACCUCUCUCUGGAAACCAGCUAUUGUUGCUGUUUGCAUGUCAUUUACUGCUUUCGUGUUCCUUGCAGUCUCCGCACUCUUAUCAGGUUACAAGCUAUGCAAAAGGAUCAUAUGGUGAUGCACUGGGAAUUAAACACGCAGCCUUCUUCACUUCUUUGUUUCCGUCAAGAAAGUUUUCAUCUGCUUGAAGCAUCACAAGUAGCAAUUGGGCGGCAUAUAGCAACUAUCCUUGACUACACUAAUGAUCUGGUAGAAUUUGAUAACAAUAAGAAAGAAGCAAUUGGGCGGCAUAUAGCAACUAUCCUUGACUACACUAAUGAUCUGGUAGAAGUUGAUAACAAUAAGAAAGAAGGGAUCGGAUGUUUAUCGGACAUCUUCCUAGCUAGGUUUGAGUUGGACAGUGCCAAGAAGAAUCUGGAUUUUUUGUCAAGCUGGCACAGAAGUGGAGGAUUAACAGAACAGAAAAGAAGAUGGGGCAUAGUACCUGCCUGCAUAUGGACUAUAUGAAGAGAGAGGAACUCAAGGUGUUUUGAAGAUAAGAGCAACUUAAUCCAGAAGAUAAAAUUAAAUUGUGUCAUGUUGUUUCAUUUCUGGUGUAAACAGGAGUAUAUAGAUGACACUGCGUCUCUAUUACAAGUACUAGAGUCUCUGUAAGAAGAAGAAUACUUUUGCUAAUUUUAUAUUUCUUUUGAUGCUACAACUGU